This is a messenger RNA of Sinocyclocheilus grahami, 436 nucleotides long. RefSeq names its product ATP-dependent RNA helicase DHX36-like. The transcript is spliced from 5 exons. The annotation marks the transcript as partial. The record is from RefSeq and is a predicted model, not a curated record. NCBI's taxonomy places the organism in Eukaryota, Metazoa, Chordata, Actinopteri, Cypriniformes, Cyprinidae.
AAAUUCAGCAAAUAUUUCAAUAACUGUUCCAUGAUCCAUAUUCCUGGAUACACAUACCCAGUGAAAGAGUACUUACUGGAGGAUGUGGUGGAAUUACUUGGGUUCAAGCCACAACAUCAGGACCGCAGACCUCGCUAUAGGAGAGGAUUUAUGCACGGCCAGAAUGUACGGCCAGAGAAGGAACAGAAAGAGGCCGAAUACCGCGAGAGCUGGCCAUGCUUUGCCCGUACGCUCAGAGAUCGGUACUCAGACAGCACCACCGAUGCGCUGGAGAUGAUGGAUGAUGAUGACAAGAUCAACCUGCAGCUUAUCGUAGCAUUGAUCAGACACAUCGUGAUGAAAGAGGAUAAUGGAGCGAUUCUAGUGUUUCUGCCUGGAUGGGACAACAUCAGCACCCUGAAUGAUUUGCUCACGGCUGACCAGAUUUUUAAGUCAG